This is a messenger RNA of Neoarius graeffei (lesser salmon catfish), 1083 nucleotides long. It is a transcript of the gene rex1bd, whose product is annotated as required for excision 1-B domain containing. Lineage: Eukaryota; Metazoa; Chordata; Actinopteri; Siluriformes; Ariidae. The transcript has 5 exons. The coding region runs from base 38 to 607 and encodes 189 amino acids. The record is from RefSeq and is a predicted model, not a curated record.
AUUGCGGGUGCAGCAAUGAAGAACUAUCGAGGAGGCGAUGGGGACAACCUCGAACUUCAAUCGUCAUUUGGCAAGACUCCACUCAGAGAAGGAAGUGACUCGCUAUGUUCAUUGCUCUGUUGAUCGCAGGGUUUGCUUGCUGAGUGAUGAACUAGUGAUGUUUGUCAUGUCUGGUCUCCCUGGGCAAGUGCACUCCACACUUCCUUAUGUUGCCAUCUCUUCAACGGCAGACAGACGAGUAGGUCAUGAGGCAUACCUGAGGACAGGGCCAGAUUAUGACUUUGAGCAUUACAGACAGCUGGUUCAUGAGAUCACCAAAGCUUUCUGUGGCAUCUCCAGAGAGGUACUGGACAUUAAAGAGCACCUUCACCAAGACUUCGACCGACCAGAUCUCUCCGAACAUAUUGAGAAGCUGCAAAUCAAAGAGAAACAGAAGCUAGAGUUGACAGCAAAAUUACAACUCGCCAAGCAGAGUGCACAAGAUCAUCCAGAAGAUCAGAGCUAUCAGGAGAAGGUCCAGGAGAUCAAACAGGAUCUCAUAAAAAACAAGGAAUCUUUGAGUGAAAUUAUGCAGGAUUUCAAGUAUGAUUCAGAAGAUACAGACUGAAAUAAACAGACUGCAUACCAAGAUGGAUAUGGAUGGAGUUUGCAGCCAUUUUGCGUCCUUUUAUAUGAGGAGUGGCCAAAGAUGGGAGUGUUUGUGUGCAGUGUAAAUGUACCAUGUGUAAAUGUUGCUGAUGUUCUGUUUCUCUGCAAGUAGUUUAUUAAUAAGUAAUUGUGUUCAGAAAUUUGGAAGUCACUUUUGCUUACAGUUGACCUUAUUCCUGUAGUUUUAGCAGAUGUUAAACAAUUGCAAUUAGACCAAGAAAAAAAAAAUCACUAUUUACAGGUGAUUUUUGACUAUCCUUGUGGAACUUUUGGAAGAGUACAAUAAGAAAAAAGGUUCUCUGUCUCAUAAAAAUAGCAGAAUCCUUUGUGUCAUAAAGAACCAUUUUAAAAGGUUCUUUAAAGAAACAAUAUACAACAGAUUCCAUGUGAAACCUUUUGGAUGCAUUUUCUGAAUAAAUGGUUCUUUUUAACUCA